Molecule: messenger RNA, 1734 nt
Organism: Cephus cinctus (wheat stem sawfly)
Lineage: Eukaryota; Metazoa; Arthropoda; Insecta; Hymenoptera; Cephidae
Gene: Mtpbeta
Product: trifunctional enzyme subunit beta, mitochondrial
Exons: 5
Coding region: 104-1519 (471 amino acids)
Biological process (GO): fatty acid beta-oxidation
Molecular function (GO): acyltransferase activity, transferring groups other than amino-acyl groups
Source: RefSeq, a predicted model, not a curated record
UCAUCUCUGUACAGUGUAUGUACAGUACAGUAUUCAGUAGUGUAUUGUCCAAGGAUCGUAUCACUUUGGUUUUCGCUUGGAAGGUGUUUAUAAGAUUGGAAAAAUGACAAGUCUACUUGUAAGAAAUUUUGUGCGAAUCAAUCAGGGUGCUGCAACUCAAGCUGCUGCUUGUACUUGGGGAACCAAUACGAACACUCGCAUGAACUAUGCAACCCAACGUGUCAGUCCAGGUGGAAAAAAUAUUGUAUAUAUUGAUGGUGUACGGACACCCUUCUUGCAAUCGGGUACUCAAUAUGAAAAAUUGAUGGCUUAUGAGCUAGCAAAGGAUACACUACUUAAUUUAUUGAAAAGGACUGGUAUUCCGAAGGAAGUUGUAGACUAUGUCACAUAUGGAACAGUAAUACAAGAAGUGCGCACCUCAAAUAUUGCUAGGGAAGCUGCUUUAGCAGCAGGUUUCAGUGAACAUACUCCUGCACAUACUGUUACUAUGGCCUGCAUCAGUAGCAACCAAGCAAUAACCACUGGUAUGGGCUUGAUUGCUUGCGGUGUAUAUGAUGUCAUUGUAGCUGGAGGAGUGGAUUUCAUGUCUGAUAUUCCUAUCAGACAUAGCCGUAGUAUGAGAUCCUUGAUGCUACGAGCCAACAGAGCAAAGACUGCAGGUCAAAAGCUGGCACUAUUGGCUAGCAUUCGUCCUGGGCACUUUAUACCUGACUUGCCAAGCGUAGCAGAGUUUUCUUCUGGGGAGACUAUGGGUCACAGCAGUGACAGAUUAGCCGCAGCAUUUAGUGUUUCUCGUUCGGAGCAAGAUGAAUACGCACGACUCUCUCAUUCCCGCGCUGCAGAAGCUCAUGAGAAAGGGUAUCUCUCUGAUUUAAUACCCAUCAAAGUACCAGGAGUAGAAGCAGUUAUAAAUAAGGAUAACGGUGUACGAGUAUCUACUCUAGAACAGCUAGCUAAGCUGAAACCUGCAUUUGUCAAACCUUAUGGCACCGUUACUGCUGCUAAUGCAUCCUUCCUAAGUGAUGGCGCAUCUGCAGCACUUAUUAUGACUGAGGACAAGGCACGAGAACUUGGACUCACUCCAAAAGCUUAUCUAAGAAACUUUACCUAUGUGUCUCAAGAUCCUAUAGAUCAGCUUCUAUUGGGACCAGCCUACGCGAUACCCAAGGUCUUGGAUAAAGCAGGCUUAACUUUGAAGGAUAUUGGUGUUUGGGAAGUUCACGAGGCAUUUGCUGCACAAAUCUUGUCGAAUUUGAAGGCUCUGGAUUCAGAGUGGUUUGCCAAAAAUUACCUAAAACGAAACGAAAAAGUUGGUGUCCCCGAUCUUAACAAAUGGAAUGCCUGGGGUGGAUCCUUGUCCAUUGGACAUCCGUUUGCUGCAACUGGUGUCAGAUUAGCAUCGCACACUGCUAAUCGUAUGAUCCGGGAAAAUCAACAGUUCGGAUUAAUCGCAGCCUGCGCUGCCGGUGGUCAGGGUGUCGGUAUGAUAAUGGAAAGACAUCCCGAUGCGAAACUUUAGAGUGUUACAAGAUCUGUACGAUUAUUUGCUGAAAGGGUGCCUUAAAGUUGUAAGUGGCACUAACUUUACAUCAUAUUUACUGUAACUCAUCUAAAAGCAAGCAGAUGAAACAAGAUGGCAAAAUAUAAUGUAUAUUUUAAAAAUUAGUUAAUAGUUUAAAUAGUCUAUUUACUUUUGUAUGAAACAAAAUAGAAAGGAGAAAGAUAUUAAAACAA